AUGUUGCGCACUCCGUCGCCGAGCAGCCUGUAUGGCCUGGUCGAUAUGGGAAGUAAUGGCAUCCGCUUCUCCAUCACCGACCUCUCCCCCGCCACAGCCCGCUGCCUGCCCACCGUCUACCAGGACCGGGAGGGGAUUUCCUUGUUCGACGCCCAAUACUCCACCGGCGUCAAAGGCCCGAUCCCACAAGACACCAUCGACGGGGUCCUUUCGUCCCUUCUGAAAUUCAAAUCUGCCUGUGCCGACUUUGGCGUGCCCGAGUUCAACAUCCGCGUCCUUGCUACCGAGGCUACUAGGAAUGCCAUCAACUCCCAGGACUUUCGCAAGCAAAUCAAGGAUGCCACGGGCUGGGAUGUGGCCAUGUUGCCCAAGGAGGCCGAGGGGAGGAUAGGUGCUAUGGGCGUGGCCAGCAGUUUCGCCAGUGUUGAGGGACUAGUUAUGGACUUGGGAGGAGGAAGCACUCAGAUCACUUGGAUGAUAGCGAAAGACGGAAAAGUCCAGACCAGCCCCAAAGGCAGUAUCAGUUUCCCCUUCGGCGCUGCCGCUCUCAGCCGCCAACUCGCCGAGCUUUCAGUGUCAGGCUCUGAAUCGGCGUCACCUUCGAUGCAGAAAUCGAAGAACGGUCCAGCAACGACUCGCGCCGGGCUGGAGGCGGACAUGAAAGCGCAGUUCCGCCAGGCCUACGAGGAUCUCGACCCGCCGGAAUCGCUCCGAGAGAAAGCCAAACGCCACGGUCUCACGCUGUACCUGUCCGGCGGAGGCUUCCGGGGCUGGGGUUACCUCUUGAUGUCGCAGCACAAGGUGUCGCCAUACCCGAUCCCGAUCAUCAACGGGUUCCAUGUCACGAAGCGCGAGUUCCAGCAAACAUCCCAGAUCUCCGCCCUGGCCGCCGAACAGAGUGUGUUCCGCAUCUCCAAGCGGCGCGCCGCCCAGGUUCCCGCCGUGGCUUUUCUCGUCAACGUCCUAGUGGACGCAUUACCCAUGAUCACGCAAGUCCGCUUCUGCCAGGGCGGGGUGCGGGAAGGGUUCCUCUUCGACACGCUCGACACGGCGACAAAAGCUCUGGACCCUCUCCCCGCGGCCACCGCCCCGUAUGGGACAGCAUGCGCCGGAGAUCUCGCGGAGCUCCUGUUCGCCGGUCUUCCAGGACAGAACGACUUGGGCAGGACACUCCCCGCGUCGCUCAACGCUGCACUGAUCCGCGCCGUCGCCGACAUGAUGUAUCUCCAUCUCCCGCUGCCGAAGGAAACGCGCUCCGUGGCCGCCCUCCAUACGUCACUCACGGGUGUCCUGGCCUCGGCGCACGGCAUCUCUCACGCAGACCGCGCUCUGCUGGCUCUGACGCUCUGUGCGCGUUGGGACGGUGACCUCCCGCCGCCGUACAGUGAUCUGCAGACACGGCUCCAAGCCAUCCUGACGCAGCAGGAGGUCUUCUGGGCGAAGUAUCUAGGCGUCCUGGCUGGACUGGUGGGCGCCGUGUACCCUGCUGGCCGGGUCGACGUGGCUCGGCCGAGACUGCAGUUCGCCGCGCGCUGGGCUGAUGGACUCGGCAAGAAGGGCUUGAAUCAGGGUGUCGUGCUGCAGAUCAACUGUCGUCGCGAAUCCCAUAACGAUGCCAUGACCGCUCCGGCUGCGUUGAAUCCGCUUGUGCAUGAACUGGAGAAGGUGGGCAAGAAGAAGAACCGUGUUGGCGGGGAGCAUGGGUACGGCGUUCCCAUUCAGGUCGAGAUUGAGAGGGUGCUGGAAUAG
Molecule: messenger RNA, 1749 nt
Organism: Capronia coronata CBS 617.96
Lineage: Eukaryota; Fungi; Ascomycota; Eurotiomycetes; Chaetothyriales; Herpotrichiellaceae
Exons: 3
Coding region: 1-1749 (582 amino acids)
Biological process (GO): regulation of transcription by RNA polymerase II
Source: RefSeq, a predicted model, not a curated record